Amoebophrya sp. A25 is the source of this 647-nucleotide messenger RNA. The record is from the annotation of a GenBank genome assembly. NCBI's taxonomy places the organism in Eukaryota, Dinophyceae, Syndiniales, Amoebophryaceae.
CUGAGAUUCAUCAAAAAUGGACGCAAGCGGUCCUUUCCAUCUCGUGCAGGUUGUAUUCAAAAGACAGUUUGGAGUUCUUAUCACUGCCAUUUCUUUUGGAAACAUGGAGUUACGACGAUAUAGAAGAAGUAUCUUGUCGCACAGACAGCGCUAAGGAGAGCCGGCGAGACGUUGCGAAGCUGGUGACAGAACUUCAGAAUUCAGUGCGGAAGAUGCAUGUCGACCAGAAACGCGCCGUGGACUAUGAUAUGGUAGAAGAUCCGACGCAUAGUGACGAGAUGGACCUCGACAACAUCGGCACCGCUGCAGACGUAGCGUUCGAGUUGUCUGAUGUUGCAUACGCUGACGUCGCACCUUUUUCGGAAGCAGAGGUGGCUGCGUGGUUUGAGACCCUCGACUCGGGGUUCACCGACGCGGCGGGUGCGGCGGGUAGUCGAGGAGGUGGCGCCGCUGCGUCAUGCGAAGACGAUGCUAACUCCUCCAACGACGUCGCACAAUUGAACGCGGCCUCGCGACUUCUCCACGUCGGGGAAAAGCAGUUCCUUCUCCGCGCUGUGGAUUUUGAAGACCGACGCAUGCAAAAGUCUGCGCUGCAACUUUUUGUCGAUAAUCAGUUUCACGUGCUCAACCUCUAUUAUGGCAAGUGA